Molecule: messenger RNA, 2206 nt
Organism: Parasteatoda tepidariorum (common house spider)
Lineage: Eukaryota; Metazoa; Arthropoda; Arachnida; Araneae; Theridiidae
Source: RefSeq, a predicted model, not a curated record
GAUUUGUACUGUGGAGACGUCCUUUCCUGUGCUUCUCCGGGAAUUUGUGAUCAUCGCAAGGGCGGAAUUAAAUGAUUAGCAGGGCUUAUUUGAAUAUUAAAGUCCCGAAAUGGAGAUACAAAUGAAACGAAUAGUUUAUACAGUCCAACUAAGUGUCAUAAAUUGUGCACGCGCUUAGGAGUCGAAUAUAUAUUUGCUUUCAUAAAAAAAUCGUUUGAUUUCUUUAUAUCGUCUGAAUUCUUCCUAAAAAAUCGUCUGAUCUCUUUAUCACCUGUCCGUUCGAAGCGUGGCUACACAGAAAUGCUGUUAUUUCAGAAUCAGGUGAAAAGCACGUUCUCUGUGUUGGGCAGACGAUUACCCAGAAUCCCUUGCGUGCGACGAUUCGGGAAAUGGCAGGCGAAAGGAAACCAACAGCCGUUGCAUCAGUUUCGCUCUCGACAUUUCGGAGUGAAGACUGUCCAGAUGGGAAUGAAUAAUCAGAAAAUGAAUAUGCAUUCUAAAGGAAAAGAAACCAUGACUGGUAUGAAUCUCAUCAACAACCCCUUACAGUUUAAGGGUCUGGCAUACAAAGAAGAAGAAAGGGCGGCUCUGGCUCUGAGGGGGCUGCUCCCGGCCGCAGUGAGAACAGUCCAUCUACAGACGGAGGCAGUUCUGGACAAUCUCCAUAGAUAUGGUGAUGAUCUUAGCCGAUAUCUUUUCCUGAGGCAUUUACAGGAUACGAAUGAGAGAUUAUUCUAUCGUGUCUUGUGCGAGCACACAGAAGAGCUUAUGCCUUAUGUCUACACACCUGUUGUGGGCCAGGCAUGCAUAGAAUACAGCAAAAUAUUCCAGCAUCCUAGGGGUGUAUUUCUGACCAUAAAUGACGCUGGAAGUAUCUAUGAUAUACUUGGCAAUUGGCCGGAGGAACAUGUCAAGGCUAUUGUGGUAACAGAUGGCGAGCGGAUAUUGGGACUUGGCGACUUGGGAGCCAAUGGCAUGGGCAUUCCAGUGGGCAAGAUGUCCCUAUACACUGCCCUGGCAGGCAUACCACCUUCCUCUCUCCUUCCUGUGACACUUGACGUUGGCACCAACAAUGAGGUAUUUUAUUAUUAUUCUCUUGAAUUUUUGAAUUCGAAAAUAAUUUUGUAUGGCCAGACUUGUUUAAUUCAAUUCGAAGAUUUUGGUAAUCAAAAUGCUUUUCGAUUAUUGGAAAAAUACAACGAUCAUUAUUGCACUUUCAAUGACGACAUUCAAGGAACAGCAUCAGUGGCCGUGGCUGGAAUUCUAUGCAGUGUUCGAUUGACUGGCACCAAAGUGUCUGAACACACAUUCCUCUUCUACGGCGCAGGAGAAGCAGCCUUAGGCAUAGCAGAUUUAUUAGUAAUGGAAAUGGAGGAAGAAGGGGUCUCCAAAGAGGAUGCCUAUGCCAAAAUUUGGAUGUUCGAUUCCAGGGGGCUCGUCGUCACGAGCAGAGAUCCGUCUGGCCUGAAAGACCAUAAGAAAUGGUAUGCAAAGGACCAUGCUGAAACAAAAGAUUUGGAAAAAAUGACAGAACACAUCAAACCCUCAGUUCUUAUUGGUGCUUCCGCUCAACCUGGAGUAUUCACAGAGAAGGUGCUCAGGAUGAUGCAGAAUACAUGUAAACAGCCCAUUGUUUUUGCCCUCAGUAACCCCACUGACAGGGCAGAAUGCACAGCAGAACAAGCUUACACUUUCACAGAUGGUAAAUGCAUAUUUGCGAGUGGAAGUCCGUUUCCAGCCUUCACCUACAAAGGAAAGACAUUUCAUCCAGGGCAGGGCAACAAUGCCUACAUAUUCCCAGGAGUUUCUUUGGCGCUUAUAGCUUGUGAGGCACGAUCCGUCGGUGACAAGGUCUUCCUAGUGGCAGCUAAGGCUUUAGCUGAACAGGUAUCCAAGGAAGAUUUGGCGGAAGGGCGUGUCUACCCGCCCCUCCACACCAUUCGCAAAGUGUCUCUGACCAUCGCAGCAAAAGUGGCCCGCUUCCUGUUUACCGAGGGUCUGGCCACCAUCAAACCCGAACCACCCGACUUAGAGACAUUCCUAUCUACAAAGCAAUACAGUUACGAGUAUGACGGUUAAACAAGAGACAUUUAUUUAAUAUUUGUUAAGAUGGAUGAUGAUGAAUGUAUUCGUGUUUAUUACUGAGAAUGAAUUAAUGUUUGUUAUAUUAUGAUCUGUACAUCAGAAUAAAUAUCAUGUAUGUUUA